This is a messenger RNA of Caenorhabditis briggsae, 765 nucleotides long. The record is from RefSeq and is a predicted model, not a curated record. Lineage: Eukaryota; Metazoa; Nematoda; Chromadorea; Rhabditida; Rhabditidae. The transcript is spliced from 6 exons. Bases 1 to 765 code for a protein of 254 amino acids.
AUGCGUCUACUUCUGUUUUCUUUUGUUCUAUUGCUUUCAUCUACGUCUUCUUUUGAGCAUCAGAAGAAGCAACACAUCGUCAACUUUUCUGUAAAAUACUUUAACAAAUCCCAAAGCGUACGUUCGAUUGAUAUUUUGAACAAAAACUGGGAUUCUAUUACGAAAGUUGUGAAUUUCAAUAAAAAUGGAUCAAAGAUAACGGGAAGAAUUGGUUUCGACGAAUCAAUAGACAGAGUUAUCCUGAAAUUGGGUAACAGAAACAUCGAUCAAAAUGAAGUUCUCUUCUCAUUGGGCAACAGUGAUAGAAACCAAUUAACAAUUCACACAGAUUCGUACAGAAUGAGAAUGUUCUCUACAAAACAGACAGUGAAAAGAGAAAUGAUUCAUAUUCAAUCCGAAGAUUCAAAUGGAUGUCAAUGUUCUCAUGGAAACUGUGCUUGUUGUCUUGGAAUCUCUGUUCCAGAAUUUAGACAUUCAGUUUGUGUCAAUGCAACUUACAAUCCAGUUUCCAUUGGAUUGGAUUUAUCAGUCGGAGUGGAUGGACACUACUUUACGGAAGAAGUUUCUCUCCGUAAUCCACCUCCAAUCUGUUUCUCUCUUCCAAUUCCUGGCGCUGAACAUAUUGCAGGUGUUUGUGUUGCUUUCACGAAAUUAGAUUUGGACAAGAAAGCCAAGAUUCUAUCAGGAUGCAUGGAUUUCGAAGUUGAAUUGAUUCAUUUGAGAGCUCUCAGUUUCCACUUGGGAUGCUUCAGAAUGCCAAUUUGA